CAUAAGUUGGGCCACGGUGAUGGAAGACGGGAACGGCAUUUGCAUCAAAAGAACUGAAAGCUGCAGAGCAAAUAUUUGCUCACUGGAAAGCUGGGAUCAAACAUCAUCUCCAGAGUUGAAAUUGUGAACGAGUCUGGACCUUUUGGUUGAUGAAGUAGUUCUCCUGUGAAAACCGAGUGAAGAGCAAAAUGUCUUCUAUUGUUUUUAUCCUGAUUUUGACAACCAUCGCCUUUGCGGGUCAUGUUCACAGCCAAAGAAUAUAUACCACCAAAAACAUUGUAGCAGUGGGCAGCAAUGUGACAAUUUUCAGUGAUACACCUAUCACAUUGGGGAUAUGGCUAUUCAACAAUGAUAUCCUUGCACUCAUUUACCCAGGAGGUCAAGCCAUAAGUAAUGCAUACAAGGACAAGGUAACAUAUGACCCAGCUAUGUCAGCUCUGACUAUAAGAUCAGCUCCAUUGAAUUACUCUGGAGUGUACAAAUUAAAUCAAAUAAAUGUGUUUACUGCUGACGUGACCAUCACAGUCGAAGAGCCUAUUACAAAUGCGACUGUGUCGGCUCAGAGAAAACACCUGGUAGAGUUUAAUGACACAGCAGUCCUCACGUGCUCUGUGGCCACCGGUUCUCCUCUGUUGUAUACAUGGUUGGAUGGGAACUCUACAGUCAUUGAUGGUGGAAAUGCACAGUUCAGCAAUAAAAAUGCCAUUCUUACCAUCCCAAUGGUGACUCGCUAUAAUCAGGGCCCUUACAGGUGCAAUGUGUCCAAUGACAUUGGGUAUGAAGUUAGCCCACCUCUGCAGUUGAGCAUCAGUUAUGGUCCAGAAAACACCAURAUGACGAUCAUGCCUGAAAGGAACAUCUACAUAACAGGAUCUAACAUCUCACUGUCGUGCUCAGCGGUGUCCAGCCCUUCAGCGACGAUCCAGUGGAUGUUUAAUGAUAUGUACCUGAACCAGCAUGGACCACAGCUCAACUUAGAGAACACCAAUGAAAGCCACUCGGGAAUUUACAAGUGUUUAAGUUUCAACGCAGUCACCCUGAGGUACAACAGUGCGAGCAGCAUGAUUCAAAUUAUGGAUCCUAUCACAGGUGUUGUUGUGAAACAGACUGCUGGCCCAGCGAUACUUCAUGAGCUGUUCAGUUUGACUUGUGAUGUAACUGGACCUGUUGACAACAUUUUGUGGUGGAAGGAUGAUCAACUCAUUUCUGCUGACAACUCAAAAGUCUUUGACAUGACCAAYAAAACGCUCACUCUCAGUCCAACCCAGAUUUCUGAUUACGGAUAUUAUAUGUGCAAGGCUUUUAAUUUUGUGAGCGAUUUGAUCAGCAGCCCCUAUGAGGUUCUUAUUAACUAUGGACCAAAUGUGCCAAUCAUUGUGGGACCAAAGGCAGUGCUGAGAGAAAACAGUGCCACACUCAGUUGUUCAGCAGAUUCAGUCCCUCCAAGUGUCUUCAGUUGGCAUGUCAAUGGUUCUUUGGUUUCCAAUAUGUCUGAGUAUAUCACCCCUCCUUUAUACAAAGACAUGGACUUGACAUACAUCUGCAUGGCCUUCAACAACAUCACUGGCAAAAGCAGCACUGCUUCCAUUACGCUUAUAGUUAUUGAUCCAAUUGAAAAUGUACAAGUAGAGCCUCAAAUGAAUUCUUCCAUUGAAGGUGAUCCAUAUGAGUUAACAUGCAACAUAACAGGACCUGUUGAUUUUAUUUACUGGAUGAAAAACGGUGAACCACUUCAGACAGACAACGGGACUAUUUUCAGCAUGGAUAAUAAGACAAUCAUGUUCAUACCAGUGGACCGCUCAGAUGCUGGAAACUACCAGUGCGAGGCUAUUAAUGCUGUUGAUAACAUGACCAGCGCUCCUUAUAAUCUGCUUGUUAACUAUGGACCAGAUAUGGCAACUAUCAUGGGACCCCAGCUGGCAAAGAUAGGAGACUCUGUCACACUCAGAUGCUAUGCAGCAUCCAUCCCCUCAAGCCAGUACGAGUGGUAUUUGAAUGGUUCUCUGAUUUCCAAUGUGUCUGAGUGUAUCACCCCUCCUUUAAACAAAGACAUAAGCUGGGAGUUUAUGUGCGUGGCUUUCAACGACAUCACCGGCAAAAGAAGCACGGCCUCCACGGUGCUUACAGUUAUUGAUCCAAUUGAAAAUGUGCAAAUAAAGGCUCCAAYGAGUCCUUCCAUUGAUGGUGGUUCAUAUUGGUUAACAUGCAAUGCAACAGGACCUAUUGAUUUUAUUCACUGGAUGAAAAACGGUGAACCACUUCAGGCAGACCACAGGACUAUUUUCAGCAUGGAUAAUAAGACAAUCAGUUUCACGCCAGUAGACCGAUCAGAUGCUGGCGCCUACCAAUGCAAGGCUAUGAAUGCAGUUGAAAACGUGACCAGUGCUCCUUMCAAUCUGCUUGUUAACUUUGGACCAGAUACACCCAUCAUUUCUGGGCCAGCUUAUGGUGAAACAAGAAAUAAUGUUGUAUUGAUCUGCRAUGCCAUGUCAGUGCCUCCCAGUUCUUUCAGCUGGUGGUUCAAUGGAACCAAGAUAGCCAAUACUUCAGURCUAAAUGUCGGACCUUUGUCUCUAAACAUGAGUGGGAAAUACACUUGCAUGGCUUACAAUAAUGUGACGGGGAAGAACAGCACAAACUCCACGAUGCUCUCAGUCAUAGAGACAAUAACGUCAGUGACGAUCAUCAACAACACAAUACCGUUAAACAAUGUGAACUUCACACUCACAUGUAAAGUUCUUGGGCUCUAUGAUGCAAUCUACUGGAUGAAAGAUGGCAUGAUCAUCAGCAGCAAUGCCUCCAACACCAACUCAUCCCUGUAUCGUGUUGUAAACAACAUGCUUCUCUUCAACCCUGUGACAGUUCAAAAUAAUGGGACCUAUCAGUGCGUYGCUAUCAAUAAGGCUGCUCAUCAUCCAAGCUCUGACUACAUUCUUCGUGUGAACUAUGGUCCUCUGAAURUUUACAUCGCUGGUCCAACAACAACAAAAGCAGCCACCUCGAGCUCAGGAAAUGUGUUUCUGACGUGCUCUGCUGAGUCGCACCCAGACUGCGUCUUCCGCUGGUACCUAAACAAAAAGUCUGUGCCUGUAGGGAACGGAGCAGUUCUCACUUUCUUAGCAGGAAAGCAGAAUGAGGGGAACUACAUAUGUGAGGCAACAAACCCUGUGACAAACCUCACAUUGACCCAAAAUAAAACUUAUUCUGUUGCUGGUGAUGCCUCCGCAACCGUUAUUGUUUCCAAGGGAGGUCUGAUGUUUGUGGGUCUGUGUGCUCUCUCGGCCCACUUGCUUUUUCUUUGAGUUCUUGCCAAGUCCAGCCG
This is a messenger RNA of Austrofundulus limnaeus, 3322 nucleotides long. RefSeq names its product CEA cell adhesion molecule 1 (gene ceacam1). The transcript has 13 exons. The record is from RefSeq and is a predicted model, not a curated record. Bases 189 to 3302 code for a protein of 1037 amino acids. Lineage: Eukaryota; Metazoa; Chordata; Actinopteri; Cyprinodontiformes; Rivulidae.